This is a messenger RNA of Phlebotomus argentipes, 931 nucleotides long. It is a transcript of the gene Ing5, whose product is annotated as inhibitor of growth protein 4. Bases 108 to 917 code for a protein of 269 amino acids. Lineage: Eukaryota; Metazoa; Arthropoda; Insecta; Diptera; Psychodidae. The record is from RefSeq and is a predicted model, not a curated record. Gene Ontology annotation, biological process: regulation of DNA-templated transcription. Gene Ontology annotation, cellular component: nucleus. The transcript is spliced from 4 exons.
UUGUUUUGACGUUUCCACCAUAUUGUUUACAUUUAUUUAUUUCUGUUUAUCAACAGAGAAAUAAUCCUCGAAAUCUCUCUUGAAAAGUGUUCUUUUUGUUUAAAAGCAUGUCUUCAGCACUCUAUCUUGAGCACUAUUUGGAUGGUUUAGAACAUCUGCCAAAUGAACUACAGAGGAAUUUUAAUCUCAUGCGGGAUCUGGAUUAUCGCGCCCAGAACAUCAUGCAGACGAUUGACGAGAAGUCCCAGGAAGUCCUCCAGAGCAUCUCCACAGACACCAGCAAAGAAUCUACGCGGCGGGAGACUGUUAAGCAAAUCCAGGAGCUGUUCAACAAGGCCAAGGAAUUUGGGGACGACAAAGUGCAACUGGCGAUUCAGACGUACGAACUGGUGGACAAGCACAUCCGGCGCCUGGACUCGGACCUGGCACGCUUCGAGGGUGAGAUCCAGGACAAGAACAGCAUAAAUCGCGGCAAAUACGAGGACGUUUCCAAAAAGAAACGCAAGGGAAAUGACACGAAGGCUUUGGGUAAGAAGAAGAGGCCACAGUCGUCUGAGGACGAGGCCAAGUGGAAUAACACAAAUGCCAGUCCGCAUGUUGGUAAACACAAGAAACAAAAGGUAAUUCAGGAAAAAGAUAAUCGCAAAGGUCCCAAGAAGAACGCCGACAUCGAGGAGCGCAUCGCGGACUUGGAUGGCCACGCGACGCCGCACCCGAGCGACGUGCUGGAUAUGCCCGUGGACCCCAACGAGCCCACUUACUGCCUGUGCCACCAGGUGUCCUACGGCGAGAUGAUCGGCUGCGACAAUCCCGACUGCCCAAUCGAGUGGUUCCACUUCGCAUGCGUGGGCCUCACGAUCAAGCCCAAGGGCAAGUGGUUCUGUCCCAAGUGCUUCCAGGACAGGAAGAAGAAAUAAAACAACAUUCUCAC